This is a messenger RNA of Gossypium arboreum, 1815 nucleotides long. Its product is annotated as retrovirus-related Pol polyprotein from transposon RE1. The record is from RefSeq and is a predicted model, not a curated record. The transcript has 3 exons. NCBI's taxonomy places the organism in Eukaryota, Viridiplantae, Streptophyta, Magnoliopsida, Malvales, Malvaceae. Bases 1 to 1815 code for a protein of 604 amino acids. Gene Ontology annotation, molecular function: nucleic acid binding; zinc ion binding.
AUGAAGGAUAUGGAAAUUGAGAAGUUCAGAGUAGUGCUUAUUGGUGAUGAUGGUUGUGGGCUAAGGUUCUUUUCUACUAAAAAGAUUAGUGUGAUUCUUGAUGAUGACAAUUUUCUCUUGUGGCGACAACAAGUCUUGCUUGCGAUCAAGACUUACAAACUUCAACAGUUCUUGGAUUCUUGUACUGUUCCACCUCCUGCAACACUUCCGGACGCUGAUGGGAUUCCCCAAGAAAAUCCAGAGUUCAGUCGUUUUGAGCAGCAGGAUAGUGCGCUGGCGUCUUGGCUCUUGUCUUCUAUAAGUACCACUGUCCUUCCACAUCUUAUUGGUAUGGGCACAAGCGCCCAAAUUUGGAAUGCAAUUGCUAGUCUUUAUGGCAGCAAGACCACCUCCCACCUAAUGUUCUUUCGCAGAGCUUUACACUCUCAACGAAAAGGUGAUCUUUCCAUGAAAGAUUUUUUAAUGAAGAUUAAGGGGUUUUGUGACAAUCUAGCUAACUGCGGUGAGGUCAUUAGCGAACGAGAACAUGUCACAGCAAUUCUCAAUGGAUUGCCACCCGAAUAUGACUCAGUUAUCACAAUUAUUACUGCCAGUCAUACACCUUAUACUGUUCAAGGGGUCAUGACAAUGUUGAUUGAUGCAGAAGCUCGACAUCAAACAAUGAUUCUGGAGUUUCCUUCCUUGGAAAAUGUGGUUACUCAUCAGACAACUGGUUCUGCUACCAACAAUGAUACACCUCCGGCAUAUCGUCCAUCAACAGGGUCUCGUGGUCGUGGUCGUGGCCGUGGUAGGUCAUCUGGCUCACGCAUACAAUGUCAGCUAUGUGGAAAAAUGGGGCACUUAGUUGAUCGGUGCUACCAUCGAUUUGACUUAUCUUAUAAGAAUACCGGUUAUAGACCUUCUUCCUCUCAGGUGGGAUCGUCUCCUCCACCUUAUAUGCAGCCUGGAUGGGUAAUUCCACCUACUUCACCAAUGUCAUGGAAUGCCAAUACCCCACAAACUAGUUACACUUCAACAGUGUCAACUUCUUCUCCACAAGCUUAUGUUGCUACUCCGGAGACUGUUUAUGAUAAUGCCUGGUUCCCCGACUCAAGCGCAACACACCAUCUUACUCAUUCAGCCACUGCUAUUGGUGAGAGUACUCCCUAUAAUGGCCCAGGUAAGAUUUAUGUUGGUAAUGGCAGUGCUCUGCCUGUACACUCCACUGGUCAGUCUUCUUUGCUCACUAGAACAUGUCCUUCGUAUAUGCGUUCUCUGUUGCAUGUUACUGGAAUAACGAAAAAUCUACUUUCAGUCUCACAAUUUACAAAGGAUAAUAAUGUGAUGUUCGAGUUCCUUCCCACACAGUGUCAAGUACGUGAUCUGCAUACCAAGGAAGUCCUUUUACGUGGCUCGGUGCAUCAUGGACUCUACAGACUUCAGCUGAAGGACAAUUUUCAGUCGCGUCACUGCUCAGCUCAUGGUCUUACAGCAAGUGGUUUUGUGCCUGUUAGUCUUUGGCACGCUCGACUUGGACAUCCUUGUACAAGUACUCUUACCAAGGCUUUAUCACAUUGUAAUGUACCUUUUGUUUCGAAUAAAGAUUAUUUUGAUUGUGUUGCAUGUCACCUUGGAAAAGAAAGAAAUCUACCAUUCUCUCAUUCUGCUUCUGAAUAUGUCACUCCUUUGAGCUUAGUGGUUGCUAAUGUUUGGGGUCCAGCACCGAUAUCUUUAAAUGGGUUUCGGUAUUAUGUGGCUUUCACUGAUGCAUGCACCAGAUAUACUUGGGUUUACUUCAUGAGACAAAAGUCUGAAGUUUCAACCAUAUUUCCAUAG